AUGGGCUUUAGAAGUAGUAUGAAUUAUUACUACGCAGCAUUUCUUUGCACCACAGUGCUCUUACCCGCAGCACUAUGCUACUACGGUGGAGACUACUCUAGAGCAACCUAUUAUGGCCGCCCUGAUUUCUUAGGGACACCAACUGGAGCUUGUGGGUUCGGUGAAUAUGGGAGAUUUGUCAACGAUGGUCGGGUUACUGGAGUGUCCAGGCUUUAUAGGGGUGGCUCUGGAUGUGGUGCAUGCUAUCGGGUAAGAUGCACCAUUCCAGAAGACUGUAGUGAAGAGGGAACCAGGGUAGUAGUGACUGACUAUGGUGAAGGAGACAAGACAGAUUUCAUCCUCAGUCAAGCUGCCUUCGAAAGUUUGGCUCGUCCUUACAAGGCUCAACAUCUUUUUGCCUACGGUGUAGUUGGUGUAGAAUUCAAGAGAGUUCCUUGUCUGUAUUAUCGAAGGUUUAUAUUCCUAGUCCUGCCACAGAGCAGGUACCCCGCAUAUUUGGCCAUUGUACCAUUGUACCAACCUGGUACUUUCGACAUUAUUGCUAUCGAAAUAUUCCAGGCGGAUCGCGGUGAAUGGAGGCCAAUGCGGAGGGCUUAUGGAACAGUAUUUGAUAUAACAGAAGCUCCAUUGGGUGUAAUAACCUUGAGGUACAAAUCUGUGGACUAUGGAGAUCCCGAGUCUUGGGUGCAAUUGAACGAAGUGAUCCCUAGUGACUGGAAAGCUGGACACGCGUAUGAGAUUGAGAUUCCAGCAUGAUAGUUUAAUCUCUCAGAAACUCAGGAUUAUCGUACGUAUGAUCCGUCUCUGCAGCCACAACUUAUGAGCUGCUUUUGGAGUAGUACGUAGUAUUGCUGUUGGAUGUUUUCACUUGUGUACUGUUUUGUACUGCUGUUUCAGAGACCAUAACCCUCAUACAUAUAUGGUAUUGCUGCAGGAUGUUUUCACUGUGUACUGUUUUGUAACGCUGUUUCAGAGACCAUGCCCCUCACAUAUAUAUGGUUCUUUUAGGGCAUGUAUAAAUCUCCCCAGCUGUACGUCUUUGUUAGUAACCAUGGAUAUCAUAAAUAAAAUCUAAUCUGUGAAG
Coffea arabica (coffee) is the source of this 1084-nucleotide messenger RNA. Its product is annotated as expansin-like B1. Lineage: Eukaryota; Viridiplantae; Streptophyta; Magnoliopsida; Gentianales; Rubiaceae. Gene Ontology annotation, cellular component: extracellular region. The record is from RefSeq and is a predicted model, not a curated record.